AUGUUUGUGCGCACUCAGGACAUCAGGCGGUUCUUUGCACCGUCUGUGGUGAACAAACCAAAAGGAAACAACAAAACAGAGGAGGAGAAGAAGAGCCUGUCCUCUCCUGAUGAAGAAGGGAAAAAGAAAAAGAAGGAGACAGCCAAGGUCAAAAGCUCCAAACAAGAGGAGAAACGCAAAGACAGCGAGAAGAAAAGAAAGAAGCACGCCGUCAUAGAAUCAGACUCAGACUCAGACCCGCCAGUGAGGAAGUCGAGCAAAUCCCCUAAGGAGAAAAAGUCGUCAACCAAGACAACUCCCCCUCCCAAAAAGGAUCCUGUGCAGUAUGUCUCUGAGUCAGACUCGGACAGCGACAACUUUCAGUCGUUGAAGAAGGUCUCGAAAGCCAAGCAGAAUGGCUCAUCUAAACAAACAAAGUCCGACAGUUCCAGUCCAGGAUCCAAACCGGGGCUGAAGUCUCCUGUCAGGUCUUCCUCCACUCGGGGGAAAACUGCUGUGAAGUCUGUUGCUGUGCCCGUCACCCCCAAGUCAGCCCCGCCUCCUCCACCCAAACGCACCCCCACCUCAGUCCUCGACUUCUUCGGCAGUGGGACUGUUCAGCGCUCGGAAAAGAAGCUUGUGGCCAGUACCAAACGAAAGGCUCCCACUCAGGACUCUGAAGAUCUGCUGACUGACGAGCAAAUCGCCAGAGAGCUGCAGAUGGACGAGGACAUGGAGCUGGAAAAGCAGGUCCAUGAGGACGAGGAGUUUGCCAGAACGCUGGCCAUGCUGGACGAGGAGCCUCAAGCUAAGAAGGCUCGCAAAGCCUCUGAUGAGAAAACAGCAACUACUCCCAGCCCGUCAAAGGCCAAACUAAAGGGAAGUGUGUGUGAGGAUGUGAUCAGUCCGACUCCAGAGAAGAAGCCCUCGCCUGCCAAAGCCAGCUCCAAACUGGCCAUGAUGAAGAAAAAGGCUGAAGAGAGAGGGGAAGCUUCAAAGGGCAAAACACUAAUUUCACCCUCGAAAAUAAAAAUCUCUCCCAAGAAGGAGCCCAUCGCCUCGUGCAGCUCGAACAUGAAGUUCACACCCAAAGCAGGAACCACGCCCACCUCGAUUAAAACUUCUCCCAAGAAACCAGAGAGCACAACUACAAGUCCUGAUGACCCCGAGAAGAAAAAGGGCAACGCCGCCGCUUUCAGGAACUUCCUCAACAGAGAUGGACCGCGAGCUCUGGGCUCAAAGGAAAUCCCACAGGGUGCUGAGAACUGUUUGGAGGGCUGCGUGUUUGUGCUGACGGGGGUCAUGGAGUCCAUGGAGAGGGACGAUGCCAAAACCCUCAUCGAACGCUACGGAGGGAAGGUGACGGGCAACGUCAGCAAGAGGACCACCUACAUGGUGCAGGGCAGAGACAGCGGAGUGUCCAAGAUCGAGAAGGCGGAGAGUUUGGGCACUAAAAUCCUGGAUGAGGAUGGUCUGUUGGAGCUGAUCAGAACCAAACCAGGAAAGAAGUCCAAGUAUGAGAUCGCUGCAGAGUCUGAGAGUAAAGCCUCAAAGACCAGGACUCCCCCGGGCAACAGCACAAAGAACACCCCCAAAGCCCAGAAGAUCUCCCCCUCUAAGGGUAACUCCCGGUCCCCUCACACCCCGAGCCCGUCGAAGACCGGCCUGGCACAGGGACACGUUUCCAGGAACAAAGAUGUUGGCACGCCAUCUGGGAGAGGAUCGGGUCACACCGCCAGGAGGGAGCUGGGCCUGUCCACCUCCUCGUCUUCAGAGUCUUCCACUGGGGAGGGGGCCAGUCUGCUGUGGGUGGACAAGUACCGGCCACGCUCUCUGAAGACUGUGAUUGGCCAGCAGGGAGACCAGAGCUGUGCCAACAAGCUGCUCCGCUGGCUGAAGAACUGGUACAAACACCACGGCGGGGGCUCUGCCAAACCAGCAGCGGCGAGGUUUGGUAAGUUUGGAGGAGGGAGAGACGAUGGAUCGGGAUCCAAAGCGGCUCUGCUCUCUGGACCUCCAGGUGUGGGGAAGACCACCACAGCCGCCCUGGUCUGUGAGGAGCUGGGUUUCAGCUACGUAGAGAUGAACGCCAGCUGUACCCGCAGCAAAAGAAACCUGAAGGAAGUCGUAGCGGAGUCACUGAACAACACCAGCAUCGAGGGCUUCUACAAAGGUACGUCUCAGACUGUGACAAGUCAACACGUCCUGAUCAUGGAUGAGGUCGAUGGUAUGGCUGGUAACGAGGACCGUGGAGGAAUCCAGGAGAUGAUCGGCCUGAUCAAAAAUUCAAAGAUCCCCAUCAUCUGCAUGUGUAACGAUCGUAACCACCAAAAGAUCCGGUCGCUGGCCAACUACUGCUUUGACCUGCGCUUCCAGAGGCCGAAGGUGGAGCAGAUCAAGGGCGCUAUGAUGUCCCUCGCUUUCAAGGAGGGAAUCAAGAUCCCGCCCCCAGCUCUGAAUGAAAUGAUUUUGGCCUCCAAUCAGGAUGUCCGACAGGUGAUCCACAACCUGAGCAUGUGGUCAGCCAGAGACAAGGUGAUGACGUACGACCAGUGCAAGUCGGACGCAGCAAGAGCCCGCAAGGACAUGAAGAUGGGUCCGUUUGACGUCUGUCGGAAGGUGUUUGCCGCGGGCGAGGAGACUGCCCACAUGAGCCUCAUCGACAAGUCGGAUCUCUUCUUUCACGACUACUCGCUCGCGCCGCUCUUUGUCCAAGAGAACUACCUGCAUGUUCGGCCCAAAGCUGCCGGUGGCGAUCUGAAGUCUCACCUGGUGUUGCUCAGUAAGACGGCUGACUCCAUCUCAGACGGAGAUCUGGUGGACAGACGGAUCCGCUCGGCGCAGAACUGGUCCCUGUUGCCCACCCAGGCCGUCUAUGCCAGCGUGCUACCAGGUGAGCUCAUGAGAGGCUACAUGAGUCAGUUCCCCACUUUCCCCAGCUGGCUCGGCAAGUACUCGUCCACCAGUAAACAUUCCCGCAUCGUCCAGGAGCUGUCCUCGCACAUGGGUCUCAAGACGCUGAGCAGCAGACAGGCGGUGAAUCUGGACUACCUGCACUACCUGCGGCAGGCGCUGCUGAGCCCACUUCAGAAGAAAGGAGCAGAUGGCGCCAGUGAGGCCGUGCAGCUGCUGGACGACUACCAGCUCAUCAGAGAGGACGUGGACAGCAUCAUGGAGAUCAGCGUGUGGGGCGGACAAGCUGAUCCCUACUCCAAACUGGACCCCAAGGUGAAAGCAGCAUUCACACGAGCCUACAACAAAGAGGUCCACCUCACACCGUACUCCCUGCAAGUAGUGAAGAAAGGUCGUGGUGGCGGCGGCGGCGGCGGGGGAGAGUCAGAGUUUGGAGGAGACAACGGGGACAACGAGGUGCAGGAGUCUGAGGACGAGGGGGAGGGCGUCAAACUGGACGCCAUGAUCAAACAGAAGAAGGCUAAAGCUACCAAGGUGACGAAGAAGGAGACGAAUAAGGAUGAUUCUGGGAAGGGCAAAGGCAAGGGGAAAGGCAAGGCAAAGAAAUAACAAGACGACCAGAGGAGGAAAGCUAACUGUCCCUGUCUGCCUUCUUCUACCCUCACAGACUGUCUUUUUUUUUUUUUUUUUCUUUCUGACUUUCUCUUACAACGAUCCUUUAGCGAGCGUCACAGAUGAGUGAGUCUGGUCUUAAAUACUGCAGGUAACUGAUCCAAGCACUUAAACCUCCCCAAACUGCUGAGAAACGUCUUUUGAAACCUCCGGUCAUGUUUCCAUCGGAGCGUUUCUAGACUGAACAAGUGAUGCAUACUAUCUGCUUUGUGACCUCCACUAUCAUGUCCACACGCCUCCUGCAGUAACACCAGUGUCCACAGGAAUGACCUGCGUUUGUUCCAUCAUCAGAUUGUAAAUAAUGGGACUGAUGUCUAAGACUGUUACCUUUUGCUACAACUACUACACAGAAAUGCUUUAGAUCUGUAUCGGUUAGCACUGAUGUUCCUGUAUAUUGCAAUUUUGUAUAAAUUUCAUGAGGAGUAAACAAA
Molecule: messenger RNA, 3995 nt
Organism: Labrus mixtus (cuckoo wrasse)
Lineage: Eukaryota; Metazoa; Chordata; Actinopteri; Labriformes; Labridae
Gene: rfc1
Product: replication factor C (activator 1) 1
Exons: 22
Coding region: 1-3501 (1166 amino acids)
Biological process (GO): DNA repair; DNA replication
Cellular component (GO): nucleus; DNA replication factor C complex
Molecular function (GO): DNA clamp unloader activity; ATP binding; DNA binding
Source: RefSeq, a predicted model, not a curated record